AGCUAGUCGAUCUUCGCAACUUAGGAACCUUUUCUAGGUAUCUGGCUAGCAGGAAAAAGACCAGCAUGGCUGUGCUAGCCAAGUGCCUUCUCAUGUUCUCCCUCUGCGCCGCGUUCCUCUCUCUGCUUGGCACCGGCGCCUCCGCCAUGGGCCUGCCCCAGCCUCAUGCGCCGGUGAACUUCACCAUCGGCGUGCAGGGCAUGGUCUGGUGCAAGACCUGCAGGUACAUCGGCUACAACGCCAAAAUGGACGCCUCCCCGCUCCAAGGCGUGGAUGUGUACCUGCAGUGCCGGCACGGCCCGCGGCGGCUGAAGAAGCUGCCAGGGACAUCGGGGCAGGGCGGCUACUUCGUCAUCCAGUCGGCGCAGAUGGCGUCCUUCACCAACGACGAGUGCAAGGUGUACGUGGAGAGCUCGUCGUCAACCGCGUGUGGCCUCGUCGACGAACCCGCCGCCGGCGAGGGGCUGCCGCUCAAGUUCGACUCCUUCGUCAAGCACGGCGACGGCCUGCAGGCGCUCUACUCCGUCGGCAACUUCUUCUUCCGCCCCAACAACCCCAACAAGUGCUACUGAUGCAUCAUCCUUCCGUCCGUCAUGCGCUUCUAGGGCUUGAAUAAAUGGAUUAGGGUUAAUUAGCUGCUGGAGUAGCUAGGAUAUGCAUGAUGUGCUGUAAUGUUGAUUUUAUGGUUCUUCUGUUGUUGCAUUGGCUCUGUAAGCUUCUUUGAAUUACCAACGAGUGUAUGGUUCAAGAAAAA
Molecule: messenger RNA, 754 nt
Organism: Hordeum vulgare subsp. vulgare (domesticated barley)
Lineage: Eukaryota; Viridiplantae; Streptophyta; Magnoliopsida; Poales; Poaceae
Product: non-classical arabinogalactan protein 31-like
Exons: 2
Coding region: 66-572 (168 amino acids)
Source: RefSeq, a predicted model, not a curated record